Messenger RNA from Anopheles merus, 6283 nucleotides. RefSeq names its product ataxin-2 homolog. The record is from RefSeq and is a predicted model, not a curated record. Gene Ontology annotation, cellular component: NuA4 histone acetyltransferase complex. The transcript has 4 exons. Gene Ontology annotation, biological process: regulation of DNA-templated transcription. Lineage: Eukaryota; Metazoa; Arthropoda; Insecta; Diptera; Culicidae. Bases 211 to 2739 code for a protein of 842 amino acids.
ACAGUUGCGCUGUCAGUGGGACCGCAGAUGAACCAACCGGGCACGAUACGCCGUCCACCUACAGGGCCCAAAGAAAAGCAACCCAAAGCUGGCCCCGUGCGGAAAAGCAAAACAUUUUCGUAACCUUUUUUUCGCCCAGAACCGAACAGUUUUCCAGCACCGGCAGGGAAUCAGGAGCAGCGCCGUUGCGAGCCGCCCGACAGCAUCACCAUGCUGUACCUCGAGGAUUACUUAGAAAUGAUCGAGCAUCUGCCCCAGGAGCUGCGGGACCGAUUCACCGAGAUGCGCGAGAUGGAUCUGGCGGUGCAGAACAAUACCGACGCGCUGGACAAGCGCGUUCGGGCCCUGUUUCAGCAGUGCCGGCGGGCCGAAAUCUCGUCCCCGAUGGCGGACGUCGAGUUCGACUCGAUACGCACCAACUACUACCGCGUGCUGGACGACUCGGACGAGAAGAUCCAGCUGGCCGGGCAGAUGUACGAUCUGGUCGAGCGGUACCUGCGCCGGCUCGACACCGAGCUGGACAAGUUCAAGUGCGAGCUGGAGGCGGACCAUAACGGCAUCACGGAGAUACUGGAGAAGCGCUCACUCGAGCUGGACAGCAUGACGAGCAAUGGGGGCGCGAACCAGAAGGAGAACCGGUUUUACGACACGCAGAACGCCCAUCCGGCAGGCCACUCGGGCCGGUCGGACGGUGGCAGCGGCCGGUACAAGGUGAAGGCCGAAAAGCGGCGCGACAGCGUGGCCCCGGGCAUGUCGAUGGGGGCGGCCGCAGCGUCCGUGGAGAAGCGCUCCGCAGCCGGCACGUCCAAGCCGCUCAGCAAUAGCACCCUGCGCCCAAACACCCCGGCCGUGCUGGCUGCCGGUGGGCUGGGAGUGGCGGGAGCGGUAGCAGCCGGAGCAGCAGCAGCAGGAGGCGCGGCGGGACCGAUGGUGGUCGGCGGCGUGCCGGGAGCAAUGGGUGCGAUCGCAGCGGGCGGUGUAGUUGGCGCGGCUGGGGCCGGUGCGCUCGCCACCGUGCCCUGCCCGCAGCCCGUCCCGGUGCUCGGUGGUGCAGCCGGUCCGGGUGCGGGUGGGGUGGCGGCGGCCACCUACAAUCUGCAGACGUGCGGCGCCGGCAAUGCGAUCGUGGCCGCCGCCAGCCAGGCCAUCGCGCAGACGCAGCAGAUGCAGCAGGGGCGCCGCACGGCCAGCCUGAAGGCGUCGUACGAAGCGAUCGGUGGGGUCGGGUCGCACGAGUUGCUGCUCAACAGCGAGCUGGCGGGCGCCACCCACAACGCGCUGCAGGCGGUCGAGCGGGAGUCGACCGCGUUCUCGAAUCAGCGGCGGCAGAAGAAGAAGAGCGUCAAUGCCCUCGGCUGCGGCAAUCUGCGCACCAACCCGACCAUGCUGGUGAACGCGUCGAACGUCACGUCCAUGCUGUCGUCGAGCUCGCCGAACGUGCAGACGCUUUCCAGCUCGCCGUCGCUGUCCUCCGUCUCGGUGCACGUCCACACAUCGCCACUCCAGCAGCAGCAGCAGCAGCAGCAGAAUCAGCAACAGUCGCCACAGUUUGCCGCUCAGCAGCAGCAGCAGCAACACCAGUCGACGGUGCAGUCCCAGCAGCUGCUAAUACACGCGAACACGCCCGUCAGCCUGCAGCACGGUCAGCUGCAGCCGGUAAUGCAGCAGCUUACCCUGCCGCCGAUUUCCGGCAUGAAACAGCACUUGCCCGGACAGCAGCAGCAGCAGCAGCUCCUCAAUCAGCAGAAACCGGUGCAGCUCGUAUCGGCCCAGCAUCGGAUGCCGCGACAGCUGCCACCCCAGCAGCUACAGCAAUCGCUGCAAGCCCAACAUCUCCAGCAGCAGCAGCUGCAGCGGCCGCAGCUACUCCAGCAGCAAGCGCAACAGCUGCACACCGUUCCUCACCAGCAGCUGCUGCAGACACAGUCCCAGCAGAAGCAGCAGCUGCAGCAGCAGCAGCUAAAAUCCGUACAGCAGCACGCCACGUUCCAGCAGGCGCAACAGCAGCAGCAGGUCCAGUCGCAACUGGUCCAGCAGCAGCAGCAGCAGGUCGUGCAGCACAUGCAGCAGCUGCCGGUGCAGCAGCAGUUGCUCGACCACAAAGACAUCCAGCUCCAAUCGUCCCAGCAACUGCUGCAGCAGCAGCAGCAGCAGCCACAGCAAGUGUUCCAGCAACAACGGCAGCUGCUCCUACAGCAGCAGCAGCUGCAACAGCAGCCACAGCUCCAGGCUGCCCAGCAGCAGCUGCUGCAGCUGCAGAACAAGCAGCACGGUGCCGGCGGCCAACAGGCGGUACAAGUACUGCCACAAUCGCUGCACCAGCAGCAACCGUUCAUGACGAGCGUGGCGCAGACGAGCGGCAGCAACGCGACCGUUGUCAACGUGUCCUCCUUCAUGGAUACGCUCAUGACGAACAGUGGCAGCACCGGCGGGACUGCAGGCACCAGCGGAACGAGCAGCAGCAGCACCAACACCACCGCCGCCGCCGCCGCCGCCUCUGCUGAACCGGCGGCCUCCGUCGACCAGGCGCCAGAAGGAGAGUGGUUCGAUCCGAACGAGCCGCGCUACUGUCUCUGCAAUCAGGUCUCGUACGGCGAUAUGGUCGCGUGCGAUAAUGAAGACUGUCCCUUCGAGUGGUUCCAUUAUCCGUGCGUUAACAUAAGCUCCUCACCAAAAGGCAAGUGGUACUGUCCGCAGUGCAGCAGCUCGAUGAAACGACGAGCUUCGAGAAAAAAUUAAUCAGCCAAUGGAGUGUUUUUUCUAGCUCUUUUAUUUAUGUUUUUUUUCUUCCUCGCAUGGAACGCACAUUUGGCAUUCGAGGGAGAGGGCAUUAGUAUGGGGGAUAAGAUUCUUUUUUUUUUAUUCUAUACAUGCGAUUUCCUUUGUUGAACAGUGAACAACACAUAGCAAACGGCGGAAAACUUAUUACGGUCCCCUUACAAACGAAUUCCCCAUUGCCCAUGAACAGUUGGGACACGUUUCCCGUUUUUUUGACAGGGUUUUUGCGAUUCACCCGCGGCACAUUGGUAUCAAGCUAUCUAGACCGGUCGAGAAAGUGUGCCCCGCCAGAGUGAUGUAUUUAUGUUCCGCAAACUUUGUUUUGUACAGUUUGCAACGCAUUUAGGGUUUCAAUUAGCUGGAAGGGAUAAAAAAGCAGAAACAUAUUUUUUAGCCCCCAUUUUUCUUUGCCCAUAAGUCGGUACCGUGCCAACGGUAUUACAGCAGCGCACACAGCACACCUAGGAGCGUUUUCGAAGCAAAACAGUGCUUUAAUACAAUUAAAAUAACAAUUGAAAAAGCUAUCUCUAUUUCAGCAAACAAGUGCUGCCCCAAUGCUUCACCAACGUGUUACAAUUCUUCAUUCACAAAAGUUUUCAAAUAGGUCAUUUUCGAUUCGACACUCAUGUGUCAUGUGUCAAAAACGAUGAGUGUCGAAUCGAAAAUGACCUAUUUGAAAACUUUUGUGAAUGAAGAAUUGUAACACGUUGGUGAAGCAUUGGGGCAGCACUUGUUUGCUGAAAUAGAGAUAGCUUUUUCAAUUGUUAUUUUAAUUGUAUUAAAGCACUGUUUUGCUUCGAAAACGCUCCUAGGUGUGCUGUGUGCGCUGCUGUAAUUCUUCAAUCAAAUUAUAAUCGUAAGUGUGUGUGUGUUGGGCCUGCACCGUACGAGCAGUUGCCUAAAUCCUUAGCCAAUUCGACUAGCUCAACGUCAAUCCAAUCCAAUCACUUGAGGAGCUGGUCUGGCCGGCAGCCACCUACUAGAGUGGCACUGCGAUGCAAUGUCAAGGCGAAUCAAAUGCAUUUAAGGUUCGUUCGUAAUCGUUCGGUGUAGUAAUUGGCAUUUUAGUAAUAAGUUAUCUACACAUCUAUGCAAAAACAAACAAACGAACGGAAUUUAAAUAUGGUACGCGAACCGGUCUGUGCCAAAAAGCGAAAAGAAUUGCGUUGCCUUCCCGGGGGGAACUGCAUGAUCAGGGUGGCCACAUAACCGGGCCGAUAAUCGGGAAUCUGCCGGGAAUUUUAUGUGUCCGGGGGAGAAUCGGAGAAUUCAUCACGACUCCUUUUAAGAUCACGGUGUGUACCGCUGUAACCUGAAACCCCCUGUAUCUAUUUCUGAAAGAUGUCGUAUCCGUUUCUCUUCUAAAAUUUGAUUUAGCAUGAUGAUCCAAGACAUCAUGCAUCAUCAGCGUCGUGCGAGUAGCAGCAUAAUGCAUGGGUGGCUGCUGUUUUGACCGGCAUUUCGUUCUUUGAAGAUUUCAAUGCUUUCUCCAGUGGCUGGUUUGUCCAUGACUUCCGAUUACCGUUAUUUAAGGCUAUGUCGUGACUUUUGUCAAUCAUCAGUUGAUAGCAGAUGCAACCUUUCCUUAAAAUUUCGAUAUCCAGCUUACCCCCAUGACAAGGUCCGUCUUACCCACUUUGGUGUCAGGAUUAGUGUUGGGUAAAUUUGAUUCAGAUUCAUGAAUCUGAAUGAAUCUCGGUUGGAAAGAUUCACAAAUCCCAAAAGAUUCGCGAAUGUCGAAAGAUUCGUGAAUCAUAAGAUUAAUAUAUCUCAAAAGAUUUGCGAAUCUCGAGGGAUUCAUAAAUCUCCAAAGAUUCACAGAGCUUGAGCUUCUUAUUAUUCUUCUUCGUAGCGUAACAACCGACGUGGUAAUGCCAGCCUUUAUAAGUUUUCGAGGCUUUUUGGCAUGUACAACACAGCCCGAUAGUUUGUUUUGCUACGGGGAGAUGGUCCAUACAAAGCUUGAAACCCACGGGCACAUGCAUGUUAUCGGGCAUGUUAUCUCUGUACUAUAUGAGAUCGAGCAAAUUCUUUUUUUUUUAAUCAUACAUCUCUAAAGAUUCAUGAAUACCUGGCGAUUAAUGAAUCUUAAUGGAUACAUGAAUCAUGUAAGAUUCAUGAAUCUUACGAGAUUCCUUGGAGAUUCAAGAAUCUUCAGAGAUUUAUGAAUCUAUAGAGAAUCAUGAUUCUUGAGAGAUUCACGAAUCUUUAGAGAUUCAAGAUUUUUUAGAGAUUCGUGAAUCUUUGGAGAUUCGAUUCGAGAUUCGAAUCACUCGUCCCUGACAAUUCGUAUCAAUGAAUCUCAACGAAUGAUUCAUUGUACCCAACGUUAGUCAGGAUGCUUGUUUUUUCCUUUGAGUGCCGUUUAUUCACCAGUUGUUUGUUUAAUAAUGACGACAACUCAUUCACAUAGGAAUCCUGCAGAAAAUAUAAACAUUGCAAGUUAUAAAGCUAACGACCCGUUGUAAUCAAAUCAGAUCCACAAACGCGUGCGCACGAUAGAGUAAACAGUUUCGCUCUCAAAUUUUACAGAAAUCAUGUAAAAAAACGGUUCUCAAAUGUGUUCCUUCAGAAUUGGAUACGACAUCGUUGAAUUAUUUAACAAUUACUUUUAUCCAGUAUUGCGGAAUGAAGUGUCCAUCUUUGCGUACCUUUCCCUGGGUACAGUUAUUAAAACUUAUAGUUUUGAUAACGUUUUAUGAAAUAAUAAUUUCAAAUUGGAGAAUCACAGAAGUUAAUCAACAACCAGCACAUUAAAUGCAGUGAAACGAAAAAAAACCGGGAAUUUCAUCUAGUGGCCACCCUGUACAUGGAGAGAGGGAAAUUGGGAUGCUCCUGGUAGGCUUUUAGAGCAAAUUUCCUGCGUUUUAAAUUGGUUUCAUCACCCAGAACUCCAUACAAUUUUCUUUUGGAACAAAAUUUUCGGAAAGGCUCUAUCAGCACCAAAUGAAGUGGCAUUGUGUUGUUUUGUUUAUUGAAUUAACUUAGGAAUUUGUUGACAGCUACGACUAACGUUUGUAAUGGGCGCAGGCGGUUUCCCCCUGCCAUUCUCUUUCUCUACCCCUGUAACGGUGGAUCCUACCCACACACACAACCGACGCUUUCUAGCGAUCGCGAUCGGCUCUAACAACUGUUACUACAAACCAAACGUUAAGGAGUGGUAAGGGAGCAAUAGGUAGAGGUGUGCAGUAUGCUAGAGAGCGGAACGAUAAGAAAAAGCAACUGCAAUGAAAUGAAUAACUAAAUGUAAUGUGAAUAUUAGAACUAUUCUUAUUCUAACAAUUAUAUAAAAUAAUUUAAAAAAAAAGCGAAUGACGUGUGAACGAAUAAAACCUUUGCACACAAACAUAAAUAAAUAAUAAAUAAUACCAUAAAGUCAUUGUAUCGCAAAUCGCGCUGUAUAAUCUGUGUUGUGGCACACUAUAAUGAAAUAAAGGCAAACAAAUGUAUACAUACAGAAAUGGUUACUAUUUACUAUAUGUUCUUCUGCUUCUUCACUACUAAC